CUCCGCCACUAUUUAGAAUUACUUUGUUCAAAAAUUAUGUGCCCAUAGCAUCACAUGGGCCUUUACCUAGUUACCUACUAACUUCGGCUUUGUUUGCAAAAAUUAUCAGGUGUACAUGUGUACACCCAUGUCCUAUGCUGGGUCUGCCCUUGCUUUGUUCAUCAAUGAUUUGGGACGCACAGUAGUAAUGUGUUGGGACGAAAAGCAAUUGCGGCACAUUUUGCUACAUUUGGAAUGAUUUCUGCCAAUGCUGAAGCCAGCAGCUAUCUACAAGUGCUUCAGCAGUGCCAACACCACCCUCUCAACAAGUUCCUCUUGUCACAAAAGGACAACACUCAGCAUCAUGGCAAAGGCUGUCAUUUUAGGCCGUAGCAGCAGUGUGCCAAGAUCAAAUGAGGACUUGCGAAUCAUAUUGUCAGCAGUUGUCGGCAUUAUGCUUGGGUACUUGUUUGGCAUUUCCUUCCCUACAGUUAAUAUAACAAAGCUUCACUUCCCUUCCAGCAUUAUCUCCUAUAUUGAAGAUAGAAACUCUGGCAUUACAACCCAAACAUUAUUGAACCAUGCAUGGACGUCUGCUGCUAGUCAUAAGAAGAACAAUUCAGUUUCUAACCUGGAUGAAAUUCUGAAGAUUUAUGUACCAACAAACCCUAAAGGUGCUGAAAGGCUCCCACCUGGCAUUGUUGUAUCUGAAACAGACCUUUAUCUCCGGAUAUUGUGGGGUGAGCCUAGUGAGGAUCUUACUAGCCAACCAAGAUACCUUGUCUCAUUUACAGUUGGAUACUCCCAGAAGGCAAAUAUUGACGCAGCGAUAAAAAAGUUUUCAGAGAACUUCACAAUUAUGUUGUUCCACUAUGAUGGCCGGACCACAGAAUGGGAUGAAUUUGAGUGGUCAAAAAGAGCUAUCCAUGUCAGUGUCAGAAAGCAGACUAAGUGGUGGUAUGCCAAACGGUUUUUGCAUCCUGAUAUUGUUGCUCGUUAUGAUUACAUAUUUAUCUGGGAUGAGGACCUAGGUGUCAAUCAUUUUAAUGCAGAGGCGUACAUUGAGCUUGUUAGGAAGCAUGGGCUGGAGAUCUCUCAGCCUGGUUUGGAGCCCGACAAAGGUCUGACAUGGGAAAUGACUAAACGCAGAGGUUAUUCGGAAGUCCACAAAGUAACUGAGGAGAGGCCGGGCUGGUGUACGGAUCCCCAUCUGCCACCUUGUGCAGCAUUCGUUGAAAUUAUGGCAACUGUGUUCUCAAGGGAUGCAUGGCGCUGUGUAUGGCAUAUGAUUCAGAAUGACUUGGUUCAUGGAUGGGGUCUCGAUUUUGCUCUUAGGAAAUGUGUGUAGCCAGCCCAUGAAAAGAUUGGAGUUGUUGAUUCCCAGUGGAUUGUUCAUCAAGUUAUUCCAUCACUUGGUAACCAGGGCAAGGCAGAGAAUGGACAAGCUCCGUGGGAAGGGGUAAGAGCACGCUGUCGACAAGAAUGGGGAAUGUUUCAAACAAGAGUGGCAAAUGCUGAGAGAGCCUAUUACUUGGAGCACAGGAUCACACCCCCAAAUUCGACAGGAGCUUAGCUGAGUACAGGCGCCUCAGCAGUCAUAGAAAGGUUUCUGUUUUGGGAACCUGGCACCUGAAUGACUGGUAUUCUCCUCACAUCGAAGCUCGGCUCCAUGGUGAUGCAAUUCCACUGCCAGAUUUGUACAGGCAGCCUCGAAUCCUCCUUUUUUUUAUCCUUUACUUAUUUUCUUAGCCCUGUUAACUUGGUUUCAGUCGUAGUGAAACUAGCUCGUAUGUAAGUAACCGAUUCAGCACAGAUAUUGAAUUCUUGAUGUCCACACUAGUACUUCUUCCCCCCUUGUUAACCUGACGCACGUUGGCAA
Molecule: messenger RNA, 1858 nt
Organism: Panicum virgatum (switchgrass)
Lineage: Eukaryota; Viridiplantae; Streptophyta; Magnoliopsida; Poales; Poaceae
Exons: 15
Coding region: 248-1327 (359 amino acids)
Source: RefSeq, a predicted model, not a curated record